Arachis stenosperma is the source of this 927-nucleotide messenger RNA. RefSeq lists its product as uncharacterized. NCBI's taxonomy places the organism in Eukaryota, Viridiplantae, Streptophyta, Magnoliopsida, Fabales, Fabaceae. The transcript has a single exon. The record is from RefSeq and is a predicted model, not a curated record. The coding region runs from base 1 to 927 and encodes 308 amino acids.
AUGGACGGUGGUGCUGACGCGUGGAGCGUGCCAGCUUGGGGAGCCAGCAGCGCCAACGCUGCUCCUCACGAUAACAGAAUACUUAACAGAAUAAUGCUCCGAUUUCGGCCGAUCGCACCCAAACCUGUCGCCGGAGGCUCUCUCCCUUCCUCCGGUGAAGCUCAAGGUAGCAACGGCAAGGCUCCACUCACCGGAAAAAGAGCGAAGAGGAAGUACGUUAGGGUUCGCAGGAACAGUGUUAGCGAGAGAAAGAACAACGAUAAAUCUCACGAGAAAUUAGGUGAAACAAGCGAAAACGUCGCGGUUGUUACCCUCCAGCUGAUGCCGGAGAAGGAGGAUCCGAAACAACACUCCCUCGCCGGAGAUUCGUGGUGUAAGAACGUUGAUCUCGACCUAACCGUGGAGAAUAUCCAGAUCCUCGAUAAUAACCUGGAGCCACCGCGCGUGGCGGCGAAUCUUGACUCGGUUAAGGUUCUAGAUCCACUUCCUCCGCCGUCGCUGGCGGCGGUUGAGUCCUGGGUGACGGUUGAGAGCGUGACAGGCACGUGCAUGGGGGAAGGCGAGGGAGCAAGAGGAAUAGGAAUAGGUUGUUGUACGGACGCUGAGAUGGUGAAGAGCUUAGAGGAUGACACGUGUCCAGCGUUCGUUUCGGACGGUUACUUCAGGGUUGGGUGGGUGAACGAGGCGUUCAAGAGGAUGGUGGCGAGUGAGGGAAACGGUUUGCCGUUGGUGUGGGUGAAGGUGAAGGAUAACGCUGCGUGGUGCUUUUGCUAUUCUUACCCGGCGUUCACCUGCGGGGUGAGACUGCAGUACACGUGGCGGAACGAGAAGUGCACGAAGAUGGUGCCGUGUGAUGUUUGGAGAUUGGAAAGUGGCGGCUUUGCAUGGAGGCUGGACGUGAAAGCUGCACUCAGCUUGGGUCUCUGA